This is a messenger RNA of Penicillium bovifimosum, 2280 nucleotides long. RefSeq names its product CCAAT displacement transcription factor COY1. The record is from RefSeq and is a predicted model, not a curated record. Gene Ontology annotation, cellular component: Golgi membrane. The coding region runs from base 1 to 2280 and encodes 759 amino acids. The transcript has 2 exons. Gene Ontology annotation, biological process: intra-Golgi vesicle-mediated transport. NCBI's taxonomy places the organism in Eukaryota, Fungi, Ascomycota, Eurotiomycetes, Eurotiales, Aspergillaceae.
AUGGACUCAUUUGCCAUCACAGAAAGCUUGGUACCCCCAAACCAGCACGAAAACCAACCUGAGUCGGGUGUGUCUAGCAAAUUGACCGAAGAGACCAAUAAGUUCCAACGCGCCAUUGCAGCCUGGAGAGGGAUUGACUUGGCUAAUACUAUUGCGAAACUCGAUGCCACCGCUACGGAUCUUGUCGAACAGCAGCGCGAUGCACUCGUGCAAAGAAAGGACCUGGCGCAGAAAACGAAGGACUUCAAGAAGCUAGAUGACGACUCGAAACUUUCAGAAUAUAAAUCGCUGCUGAAGUCCUAUCAGUCUUUUAUCGAUUUGUUGACCAACCAGGGCAAAACCUCCUCUUCCUCGUUCUUACAACUAUAUUCCUCAUUAUCCGAGGCUCCGGACCCAUACCCCCUCCUCGAAGCUUCCGUUGACUCCCUUGUUCUGUCAGAAGACACAGUCCCAAAGCUGAACUCUGAGCGGGAGCAACUGCAGAAGUCCGUGGAUCGCCUCACCAAACAACAAGACGAGACUGAGAAACGUCUGCAGGAGGAACGUGCCGCGAGGAAAAAGUUGGAGGAAAACCAGGAGUCAAGAGCCAAGGAGAUUGAGGCAUCGUGGGAAGCUGUAUUGACAGAAAAGACGAACAAUUGGACGGCAAAGGAGAAGAGCUUAGAGGAGAAAGUGGAGAACCAGGAUCGGCUGAUCAAGGAACUCAAAGCGAGCUACGAGGUUUCACAGCGCCUAGGUGAGGGCAGGAGUCAUGGAGAUGAUAAUGAUGGUUCUCGGAGUAGCGCUACAGCGGCUGAGCUUGAACUGCUGUCCGCCGACUUGGAAAAGACCAGCUUGAGGUUGGCUGACAUGGAAGCGCGCAAUGAGCAAAUGCGGCUGGAGCUGGCUCAGGCUGUAUCACACUCAUCUGGCCCUACUUCUGUUCAAGAUGACCCUGAUUAUCUUCGACUCCAGUCGGAGAACUCUUCCUUGCUUCGAAAACUGGAUGCUGCUCGAUAUGCCAAGGACUCGGAGCGGCAUACCUGGGAGGCUAAGCUGCUACAGGCGGAGCGAGCAGCAUCAAAGGCAGCAGUGGAAAAGGAAGAGUUGCGUUCCCGAUUGGCCAAGGUGGCUGAUUAUGAUGAGAUUCGCCGGGAGCUGGAGAUGAUCAGGUCGAUCGAAUUUGCCGGUGGUGAUGAUGAUGAAGUCGGAGAGGGUGCUGCUGAGGGUGGCACGGCGGACGGCAAUGCUGAUGGGGCGAAAUCAAAAGAGAAGAACUCGCUAGAGCAGCUUCUCAUGGCCCGAAACAAGAAGUUGACGGAUGAGCUCACGCUUCUGCGAGUCUCGCACCGUGAUAUCCAAGGCCAGCUCGAAACACUACGCACUGAGCUAUCAAACUCGAAGGAAGAGCUGGAGAAGUCACGAAGCCUGUCAAGCACCCUUGAAAAUGACCUUCUCCGUGUACAGGAUGAGGCUGCAAAUACAUUCCCCUCCGCGGCCAUGUCUGUUGCGGGAACUUAUACCUCCAGAUACCCCCACUCAGCCCGUCGGGGCGCAUCGUCGCCUACGUCCUCCAUCAUCUCUGGCUUUGAUCAGAGUGCGGCAUCUGCCCAUACCAUGGAAUCUAUCCGUGCAGGGGAGGCUGUCGGCGGUGGCUCCGGCCUCCUGCCUAUGAUUCAGGCCCAAAGAGACCGCUUCAAGAAGAAGAAUGCCGAACUCGAAGAAGAGCUGUCAAAACUGUACGCCACUGUCAAAUCCCUCCGACAAGAAGUCGCAUCACUCCAGAAGGACAAUCUGAGUCUCUACGAAAAGACUCGCUAUGUCUCGACCUACAGUCGUGGCGGUCAGAGUGCAUCUACAUCUGCCUCGGCCUAUGCCAACACCCCCAGCUCCACUUCCGUCUACACCUCCGCGGAUACCCCUUCUGGUCUGUCUCUCGACCGAUACCAGUCCGCCUACGAGGCUCGGAUCUCUCCAUUCGCUGCCUUCCGGGGUCGUGAAUCGACACGCGCAUAUAAACGCAUGAGCCUCCCAGAACGGAUCGUGUUCUCUCUCACUCGGGUGAUUCUUGCCAACAGGACGAGCCGGAAUUUGUUCGCUGCUUACUGCUUUGCGUUACAUCUCCUCCUUUUCGCUGUGCUCUAUAUGAUGAGCACUACGGAGAUCGAGAAGCAUAGCGCUAUGGGCGCUGCCGGUAGCGCCGCUGCUGCUGCUUACGGUGGUACUGGAGGUGGAGGGGUCAUGGGUAGUGGCGGGGGCCAGUUGCAUGACGAUGACUGGCAGCAGGAGGGUUUCAACUAA